GCAGGAGGCGCGCGAGGCGCCACGGCCCGGCGGCCGAGAGUCAGGGAGGAACCUUAUUUACAUAACGGCCGCCCCUCUGUCUCCUGGCAGGGACCGGAGUCCCGCCCCUCGUCCAACUUGAAAUCUGUUGGGCCAUGGGCCAGUCACUCCGACCUAGGCAAGCCUGUGGUGGAGCUGGAAGAGUUUGUGAGGGCGGUCCCAGGAGCGGAUUGGGUCUGGGAGUUCCCAGAGGCGGCUAUAAGAGCUGGGAACUGGGCGCGGGGAACUGAGUUGCUGGUAGUGCCCGUGGUGGUUGGUGCGAGGUGACCGUUAGUUGACUCCACGGAGUUCAUCUCCCUGGUUUUCGCGUCCUAACGUCGCUCGCCUUUCAGUCAAGAUGUCUGCCCGUGGCCCGGCUAUCGGCAUCGACCUGGGCACCACCUACUCGUGCGUGGGGGUCUUCCAACAUGGCAAGGUGGAGAUCAUCGCCAACGACCAGGGCAACCGCACCACCCCCAGCUACGUGGCCUUCACAGACACCGAGCGCCUCAUCGGCGACGCCGCCAAGAACCAGGUGGCCAUGAACCCCACCAACACCAUCUUCGACGCCAAGAGGCUGAUUGGACGGAAGUUCGAGGAUGCCACAGUGCAGUCGGACAUGAAACACUGGCCGUUCCGGGUGGUGAGCGAGGGAGGCAAGCCCAAAGUGCAAGUGGAGUACAAGGGGGAGACCAAGACCUUCUUCCCGGAGGAGAUAUCCUCCAUGGUUCUCACGAAGAUGAAGGAGAUCGCGGAAGCCUACCUGGGGGGCAAGGUACACAGCGCGGUCAUAACGGUCCCGGCCUAUUUCAACGACUCGCAGCGCCAGGCCACCAAGGACGCGGGCACUAUCACGGGGCUCAAUGUGCUGCGCAUCAUCAACGAGCCCACGGCGGCGGCCAUCGCCUACGGCCUGGACAAGAAGGGCUGCGCAGGCGGCGAGAAGAACGUGCUCAUCUUUGACCUGGGCGGUGGCACUUUCGACGUGUCCAUCCUGACCAUCGAGGAUGGCAUCUUCGAGGUGAAGUCCACGGCCGGCGACACCCACCUGGGCGGUGAGGACUUCGACAACCGCAUGGUGAGCCACCUGGCGGAGGAGUUCAAGCGCAAGCACAAGAAGGACAUUGGGCCCAACAAGCGCGCCGUGAGGCGGCUGCGCACUGCCUGCGAGCGUGCCAAGCGCACCCUGAGCUCGUCCACGCAGGCGAGCAUCGAGAUCGACUCGCUCUACGAGGGCGUGGACUUCUAUACGUCCAUCACCCGCGCCCGCUUCGAGGAGCUCAAUGCCGACCUCUUUCGCGGGACCCUGGAGCCGGUGGAGAAGGCGCUGCGCGACGCCAAGCUGGACAAGGGCCAGAUCCAGGAGAUCGUGCUGGUGGGCGGCUCCACUCGUAUCCCCAAGAUCCAGAAGCUGCUGCAGGAUUUCUUCAACGGCAAGGAGCUGAACAAGAGCAUCAACCCCGACGAGGCGGUGGCCUAUGGCGCCGCGGUGCAGGCGGCCAUCCUCAUCGGCGACAAAUCGGAGAAUGUGCAGGACCUGCUGCUGCUAGACGUGACCCCGUUGUCGCUGGGCAUCGAGACAGCUGGCGGUGUCAUGACCCCACUCAUCAAGAGGAACACCACGAUCCCCACCAAGCAGACGCAGACCUUCACCACCUACUCGGACAACCAGAGCAGCGUGCUGGUGCAGGUAUACGAGGGCGAACGGGCCAUGACCAAGGACAAUAACCUGCUGGGCAAGUUCGACCUGACCGGGAUUCCCCCUGCGCCUCGCGGGGUCCCCCAGAUCGAGGUUACCUUCGACAUUGACGCCAAUGGCAUCCUUAACGUUACUGCCGCCGACAAGAGCACCGGUAAGGAAAACAAAAUCACCAUCACCAACGACAAAGGUCGUCUGAGCAAGGACGACAUUGACCGGAUGGUGCAGGAGGCGGAGCGGUACAAAUCGGAAGAUGAGGCGAAUCGCGACCGAGUCGCGGCCAAAAACGCCCUGGAGUCCUAUACCUACAACAUCAAGCAGACGGUGGAAGACGAGAAACUGAGGGGCAAGAUUAGCGAACAGGACAAAAACAAGAUCCUCGACAAGUGUCAGGAGGUGAUCAACUGGCUCGACCGAAACCAGAUGGCAGAGAAAGAUGAGUAUGAACACAAGCAGAAAGAGCUCGAAAGAGUUUGCAACCCCAUCAUCAGCAAACUUUACCAAGGCGGUCCUGGCGGCGGUGGCGGCGGCGGCGGUUCAGGAGCCUCCGGGGGACCCACCAUCGAAGAAGUGGACUAAGCUUGCACUCGUCAGCGUAAACCUCUUUGCCUUUCUCUCUCGCUUUUUGUUUGUUUGUUUGUUUCUUUGAAAUGUCCUUGUGCCAAGUACGAGAUCUAUUGUUGGAAGUCUUUGGCAUAUGCAAAUGAAAGGAGAGGUGCAACAACUUAGUUUAAUUAUAAAAGGUUAGUUCCAAAGUUUGUUUUUUAAAAACAUUAUUUGAGGUUUCUCUUUAAUGCAUUUUGCGUGUUUGCUGACUUGAGCAUUUUUGAUUAGUUCGUGCAUGGAGAUUUGUUUGAGAUGAGAAACCUGAAGUUUGCACACCUGUUCUAUAGAAGCUUGGAAACAAUAAAAUGUAUAGGAGCUUAAAAUUGUUUAUUUUUAUGUGCUACUUUAAAACUAAACUGAACAUUGCAGUAAUGUUAAGGACAGGUAUACUUUUUGCAAACAAAUUCAUAAAGGCAAAUGUAAAGUAAAGCUGAAAUUGAUCUCAAA
Nomascus leucogenys (northern white-cheeked gibbon) is the source of this 2770-nucleotide messenger RNA. RefSeq names its product heat shock protein family A (Hsp70) member 2 (gene HSPA2). NCBI's taxonomy places the organism in Eukaryota, Metazoa, Chordata, Mammalia, Primates, Hylobatidae. Gene Ontology annotation, cellular component: cytoplasm; cytosol; plasma membrane. The record is from RefSeq and is a predicted model, not a curated record. Gene Ontology annotation, molecular function: ATP hydrolysis activity; heat shock protein binding; ATP binding. Gene Ontology annotation, biological process: vesicle-mediated transport; protein refolding; cellular response to unfolded protein.